UUGGUUGGGCACUUAAGAAAUUAAGAAUACCUGAAUGCACGUCUUACGAUGGUUCUAAAGAGCGUCUUUCUGCUAAACUACCAUUUGGGAUAUGGAAGAGAGAGAGAGGGAGAGAGAGUCUGUACUGCUUUGAGCCUCUGAAGAGGUUUCACUGCAAGCCCGUCGCUUAUUCUCAGACUAUGCGUUAUUUCGAUCAGGUAUACUUCUGUUGGCAGAAGAAUGAUGCUGUAAAUGGAGGAUAUGUUGAGGCUUCUUUUUAUGUUGGAUACACAAUUUAUUUUUGAAACAUAGAGCGGGGUUUAUCAUUGUCUUCAUUUGCGAGUUCAAAAGCAACAUAUACCAGAUACUAGUAAAGUUUUCUCAGGUGAAAUGUUGAUGCAGAGUUCCCUUCCUAGUUCAAAUGGCGCUGCUCUGCAUUUUUCAUCCGAUCAUGGGAAAGAAGAUACCUUAUGUGAUUGGAGGCCAGGCACUGAAAUUUGGCAGAUGUAUUCUAAUUGUGAUAAAUACCCUCAUGGUCAUUGCAAAAAGGCCAAACCAAUAAUAGAGGAAAAGGAGAAUGCUAAUACUCCAAGCUUCUUAAAUUUUCCAAGAAGUUAUGCCCAGCCACCAAAUCUUAGCACAAUAUCUGAAAGUUGUAUUCCUAAUUUUGUUUAUAGGCGAAGGAAGUUACGGGGAAACUUACUCACCAGUUUUUCAUCACAAUCCCCAGCUAAUGCAAAGAAAAGUGCUGAUAGCCGUUCAUUCACAAGUUUUGAUGCACCUUCUGUGGCAGCCAAGGAGCAACGUGUGGUGUUUCAAGUUGAGCAUGAAUCUCAUACAGUUGGAGCACCCAUCAAGGCUUCUCUUUCAUGCAUAAAAGAACCUUGUAUUUUAAAGUCACAGUCUAUCAAUGGAUGUUCAGUUGGGGAAGGGCAUGUUUCUGGUGCUGCAAUAAAAAAUGGUAGGCGAAAGAUUUUAGAGGUUGAUAGUGCAAAUGACAGUUGCUCAUCAUCAGAAUCAAAUAUGGAACGUGUUUCAGCUUCCAUGGUGACGGAAGUGGAUGACACUGGUGAGUGCUCCUCAUCUAGUGUGAUGGUUAUGGAGGUCAGGGGGGAGGAUCUCUCAGAAAACGAUCUAUGCAUUUCUAUACUUAGAUGCCAGGGGUUGGUUGAAGUUUUGCCUACCAAGAAUGAUGAUUCCGCUGAAGAUGCUGGUCCUAGUAGUGGAAGUAGCUGUUCCCGGUCAUGCAAGAUUUGUGGUCAUACAGAUACUACACUGAAAAUGCUUAUUUGUGACAAUUGUGAAGAUGCAUUUCAUGUUUCUUGCCUCAAUCCCCGUAUGAAGGAGAUACCAGAUGAUGAAUGGUUUUGUUAUUCUUGUUUGAAAAAGAAAUGUAAAAUUCCAAUGGAAACAGGUACCAGAAGAUCACUAAGCAUUGCUUGUGAAAUGGGCAGAUGCAGAAGUACAUUGCUGAAGGGUGACUUGAAUCCAAUAGCAUCGAUGUUGAGAGACACUGAACCAUAUACAAUGGGAGUUCGGGUUGGUAAAGGUUUUCAGGCAGAAGUUCCAGACUGGUCAGGUCCAAUGAUAAAUGAUGUUGAUGCCAUAGGUGAACCAGUUGAAAUGAAUCCUUCAGAGUGUGUUACUUCACAUGAGUCGAACUUCAACAAGCCAUAUACACCUAACUCUAUAGGUAAUUGGGUUCAGUGCCGAGAGGUUAUUGAUGGCAUAGGAGAAGGUAUAAAUGGAACUAUAUGUGGAAAGUGGCGCAGGGCUCCUCUUUGUGAAGUCCAAACUGAUGACUGGGACUGCUUUCGCUCCGUCCUUUGGGAUCCAUUCCAUGCUGAUUGUGCUGUACCUCAGGAGCUAGAAACAGAUCAAGUUCUAAAGCAACUAAAGUAUGUUCAGAUGCUGAGACCCCAGCUAGCUGCCAAACGGCGAAAAUCAGACGAUAGAAAAAAAAGUGAUGGCGAUUCACAAAAACGUACAGUUGAUAAAUCAAACACACAGAUUCCGUAACAUGGUGAGAAAUGCUUGAUAAUUUUGUGUAGAGCGUCCAUACAACUUGCCUUGUCUGUCUUGUACAUUCUGGUCAUAGAAAUCCAAAGUUAGUCGAGUAUUCUACAUCACAGUUGUUUAGCUCUAUAAUUGAUACAGAAGGAUGAACCAGAAUAUAGAUGUUUUGCCCACUUGCUAUUGUCCUUCCUGCUGCUAUGUUCAAUCCAAUUUUACCUUUCAUGUUAAUUUGGCGAAUUUAUUAUUGUUUUCUUUUUGUUUACUAGAAGGAAAUUUUGGGAAUAUUGAACUGGAAAAAAAGUAAUAAAUCCUACCAUUCGAAAGAAUGGUGAACAAUAAUGAGCCUGUUUAAACA
Messenger RNA from Juglans microcarpa x Juglans regia, 2350 nucleotides. RefSeq lists its product as uncharacterized. The transcript is spliced from 7 exons. Gene Ontology annotation, molecular function: zinc ion binding. The coding region runs from base 370 to 1998 and encodes 542 amino acids. NCBI's taxonomy places the organism in Eukaryota, Viridiplantae, Streptophyta, Magnoliopsida, Fagales, Juglandaceae. The record is from RefSeq and is a predicted model, not a curated record.